AUGAGCCAGCUCAAGUCUGAUAAUGGCAAUGACACCCAUGACCAUACUAGAGUCCACGAUGAUGAUUUGGACACAGAAAAUGAGCCUUCCGGUGAGAGCAUGUACAACAAUGGCAAGGGCAUCGCAGUCUCCAUGGUGUUUACCCCACUUCUACCACCUCCAGCAACUGGAGAAAAACGCCACAAAAAUGCUAAAUCGCAGCCCAUAAAUCGUGCCUUGUUCAUCCAUGAAGAUUCGACCCUCCGAAACCUUCUUGACACAACAUUUGAACAGUAUGAUAUAUCCAACAAAAUGAUGUAUGGUAUUGGCAAUAGAUCAGGUCUUCUCACUCCUACAAACUUCACCAUCACCUAUAUGAUCCUUCGCACAAACUACAAGAAUAUUGUUCUUGGAAACAUCAGCGAUUUCACCACAAUCAUGGAAGAAGUCAAAGAGCACCGGUCACCAGCCUUCAAAUUGACUAUUGUCGAGACGAAGUAUGAUGAUGGUGAAGAAGCCGAAGAGGACAAGGACACUGAAGGUCCAACUGACGAAGAGAUGGAGCAAAACGAAGCAAUUGCGAACUUGACUUGCCAGUACACAUGUGAAGACCGAGCAUGUGGCUUUCGUAUCUGCUGGCCAGCUCCACCGGAGGCCAAGCAUGUCAACCUGACACUGUUACAUCUCAACACGUGGGCUGCUGCAAUGGUUGGUCCAAACAGGCAGCCAAGUGUCAAUUUAGACAAUCCACCAAACACAAAGAUUUUCGAUGUUACAUACACAGAUCCAACCGACAUUGCAAUGCUCUCACGACAUCAUCUCAAUGCAGUUACACAGACUCAAUCCUCCACACCAAGUAUUGUCAUCAACAACGACUUCAAGGAUAUCGUCGGCCUCCUGAACAGUGACCAUGGACCUGAUCCUGCUAUCAAGAAUGCCCCACAGCCUGUUCUCCAUCAACAACCUGCUCUUCGACCAAAAUUGAGUCUACUUGAUUUUUGCAAUUGCUUUGAGCUUUCGUGGUGGCUAUGCGAGAAGUUGGACAACAUUGAUGUGACUGGCCCACAUUGCCUUCAGUUCCUUCAGAAUGCCAACUUACUUGGUGCUGGAUUAUCUCUUGGCGAGCUCGCAGAUAUUUGUGAUGCUGAGGAAUGGUGGAUGCUCGAAACUUAG
Suillus fuscotomentosus is the source of this 1152-nucleotide messenger RNA. RefSeq lists its product as uncharacterized. The transcript has 5 exons. NCBI's taxonomy places the organism in Eukaryota, Fungi, Basidiomycota, Agaricomycetes, Boletales, Suillaceae. Bases 1 to 1152 code for a protein of 383 amino acids. The record is from RefSeq and is a predicted model, not a curated record.